AUACCUGAAGUAUGUAACUAUGGAAAAACUCAUUAAUUCCUGAACAAUAAGAGGCUUGACAAGUUGAGUGGUUGGUAGUGGUUUGGGCCAUUUCCCAUGCAUGGCCUACUACUCAUGCAAGUUAAAUUUUUGCACGCACAAGUUGUUAUUUCACGAAGGCCACUACAUAAGAACAGCCUCACGCAUGGACGUUACUGCAUUUCGCCUGAAUGCAUGCCAAUAUGAACAUUUAUGUCCAUGCGUAUCAGCUACUUAACGUGCCAACGAAACGACUAAUUUCAGUUUUGUUAAGUUCAUAUUUUCUUUUCAGAUUUUAAUGCGGGUAAUGGCAUACUUAAGAGUAUUUUCUCGCUCUCUAUAAUUUCGCUAUAAUGACAGCUCACGCUUUGGUUCUUCUUUUUUUUUCUACGUUAUGCAAUCACAUAGAUUACAAUGGUUAUGAAAUGUAGAUGAUUUAUUUCAAGUGACGUGUCGUUUGUCGCUUCAUCCGGUGGAAGCCCUAGCUAAAUUUCACGCAUUUGGCACAUGCUUGUAAGCAGCGCUGUUUGCGCCACCUAUUCUGACGGCCAGAAGGCGCGUGAUUCGGCCAGCCACUUUCGGCUGAGCAAAGUUAAGGCUUUAACGCGCCAAGCAGCGCUAUGCGAUCGACGGAACGCUGCAAAGUGCACUGCUGGCAAGAUGUUUCGGCUAGAGCAUCCAACCAUAUCAAUGACUUCAUGGGUCAGUAUGCUGUAACGUGCGACUUUCAAUUCGGUAUUUUAAACCCUUAAUUGAAGCUACUACGUCAACACAGGGGAAACAUUCGGUGCGCGCAAGAAGGGUGAAAUAUUUACGCUGACCGACUUGUACAGAUGAAAUAGUAUACCAAAAAGCCGUCGUGGAGUUGUGCUCAUCUUAACCGAUGUAAACAAACUUCUACACAAGUUCGCGCUUUCUUUCUUUGAUCUUAUAUGCAAGACAAAACAUCUAAAUCCAAACGCCCACCAGAAACGCAGUGUCUAAGCGAAUGAGGUCAUGGACUACACAUUUUAUAAAUCCCUUUAGGGGUAUCUGCUUGAAACGGGCCUACACGCUUAUAUUUAAUUUCAUUGUGAAGUUAUGCCGCGUGGCAACCCAAGUAAAUUAAAAAAAAAGACCGAAUGAGCCCACAAUACGAUAUCCUAUCUUUCGCAGGCGUAUCCUUCCUCUACAAGAACUGUAACGUACGCGCCUGUACGAAUAUCAAAGUACAUUCGGUGCCUCCAUGCUGCGGAUCACGUGCGGUCACCUUCAAAGAAAAGAUGGAGAACAGCGUCAUGCAAAGACGCCACAAGAGAAACAGGCAAUAUUAUUUUCGCAAGAUUGUGCUAUACAAGCGCUGAAGCACCGUUCAAGACCGCGCGUCACCGCGUGAGCGUCCAGCGGAAUAACGCGGCGAAGGGUCAGCUACGACGCCGGCCACUGCGGUGCCGUCCCGCUGUCUCGCCUGGAAGCGCGUCCUCUACCACAAUUUUUUUUUUUCACUUUGGUACAACGCAAACUUGCGUUAACGCUCGCCGCCUUGCCUUCCUUAUACCCAUUGUAACUCGCCAAGGGUCGGUUCUUCCAAGCCCUCGCUGUUGCUUUUUACUUUCUUCUUUCACUCUACUGACCUCCUCUACCUCUUUCCUUCCCAUGAGCCCUUUCUUCGAUCACGAAACAACUGUAGUGCUGCAACGGGGCAAAGCACACUAAAGGGUGGACUGGCGCUGGCAAAAUAACGACUAAAGCGCCGCCGUGUCUCCCUCCGGCGGAUUUCCUCAGAAAAAAAGAGCAUAUCCAUGCGCUCUAACCGACCGAGUUUCACUGGCGGAGCCUUGUAGUGGUUACGGAGUUACGGCGACAAGUGCUUCACUAGUUCCGCACAGACUGUCACACAGAACGCUACAGGAGCCAGCCAUUUUCUAUGCCGGUAGUGGGUUUGGAAACUUUGCUCGCGCUUGUAGAUUGUUCCGGAUGUUCUGGGGCCAUCGCUAACAAGUUUGGCUUCGACGCUUAGGACGUUUCAUCCUGCGGUCACUUCUCAGAGAUUCCACCCGAAUGGAGCUGGAAGGACAGCACAACUACAACAAAGACUGUUGGCUACAGUUUCAAGAGGAAGCUAAUAUGUUGCCCAUGCAAACAAGCCUUCCGGCUUCAACAGACUGUGGUGAAGGCUCCGCAGACGGCCAAGUGAACCGCAUGACAACGCAGCACACGAGCAGUGCUCUGGCACCAGAACCAGCUGCUACUCCCAUGAGCUCCACAGCUCAGGUAGCUUACCUGUGUAAACACUGCGACUUUUCGUCAUAUUACUUCAGUCGUUUUGCUAAGCAUGUCAAAGAAUAUCAUCCUGGUAUUAAGGAAUACAGUUGUGCCAUUUGUAAGGUAACUUUUGCUGCACUUAGCCGCUACAAGACACACUAUGAUGAAUGCCAUGGACCUGCACAGAUAUCAGAGGAAAUUCAUGGUCAUACUGAAUUAAGUGGCCUAGAAUCUGGAGAAAGCUAUGCAGAGAGCUUAAAUAUGGAUACUUCAUUAGAACCGGAUGUUCUCGCACUUAGUGAUGAGGACAGGAUGUCAGAUUUGUGCAGGCUGCUUGAGGGCAAACACAGAUGUUCAAAAACAGUCGUGGAUACUGUUGUGAAAGGUGUAUCAAAUUUGUUUUAUGCGAAAGGCCUGCACUUUGAUGUUUUUAAUUUAAACAGUGACAAAGCACGAAAACGUUUGUAUGAAGCGAAUUGCAUCUACGUCAAACCCAAUGAGAUUGUUCUUUCAAAUGGUAGUCGGGCAUACUAUGUACCAUUGAAGUCCCUCUUGCAAAAUUUAUUCCGACAUCCUGAAGGAGCAGCUUACCUCCAGCGACGCUUUUCCUUUUCUGAAGAUGGUUUUCUCAGAGAUAUUUGUGAUGGCGUCAGGUUUAAGAGUCGUGCUGAGUUUAAGCAGGAGAAUGCUUUAGGGGUCAUGCUUUACUGUGAUGACGUAGAAAUUGCUAACCCUUUGGGAAUGAAGAGGGGGACAUGUGGAAAGCUUACACUGUUUUAUGUUACAUUUGCAAACUUUCCAGUUUCCAAAAGGUCGCAGCUGAAUUCUAUCUUCCUUCUUGCUGUUGCAAACUCAAGAGACCUGAAGACAUCAGCCACUAAAACUGAACUACUUCAGGAUUUUGUCGAAGCCAUGAAUGAGCUGGCAGGCAGAGGAAUUUCGGUCCAAGUGAAGGAAGGAGAGAUACGGGCAAAAGGGGGCCUGGUAGCAUUUCUGGGUGACAGUCUCGCAAGCAGUGCUAUAGCCGGCUUUAAAGAAUCUUUUUCACCAAAUGUGCGGUAUGCAUGCCGACGCUGUAAGGCACGCACUUGUGAUUUUCCGAAUAUAUUUUUACACUCAGAUUGUCCUUUGAGGACAGACAGGGAAAUUGAAGCCAAGGUGCAGCAGUUGCUCAGCACAGAAAACAAGGCUGAGCGGAAAGAGGUGUCAGCUUCUUCAGGUAUUAAAGGCCCAUCUGUGCUUGGUCUAGUUACAGGGUUCUCUUUAACUCGAGACGUGCUCUUUGACCCUAUGCAUAUUCUUCUAGAAGGAAUAAUACCCAAAGAAAUUUCUUUGUUUAUGCGUCACCAAAUACACACCCUUCGUUCAUUUAGUCGAAAACAACUAAAUGAUUCCUUAAAGGCAUUCAAGUUUCACCAUUCAAUCAGUACCAGUGAGUACCCACGCAUGUUCGAUGCGUCAUUACAGCUUGUGUCAUCAGCAAGUGCAACAGCCAUUCUUGUAGUGCACCUCCCGCUUAUUUUGAACAACAUUGUUUCUGUUAAUGUCUUGGGGCCGACAUACGAAUGCUUGAUUCUUAUUUGUCAAAUUAUGCAGCUGAUACUUUCUCCAGUUUUGAGCAUUGAUGCAUUGGGUACGCUCGAGUCGCUGAUUAUCAACCACCAAAAAUUGUUCCUCAGCUGUUAUGGGGAGCAAGCUUUCACGCCAAAGCUACACAUGUUGAUUCACAUGGUGGACCAGAUCAAGGAGUAUGGACCAGGCCACCAUCAUUGGACUAUGAGAUAUGAGGGGAAAAAUGCACUGCCUAAGUCCAAAAAGCUCUUCAAUUUCAAAAAUGUUCCGUUUUCAGUAAGCGAAUUUUUCCAGAUUAAUUUGUCCCAUUCAAUGUGGCAUGGGAACGGAGAAGCAAAAAUUAGCUUUCUUGAUGGCACAAAUGAAGACCAAAGCGGCAUACCUUACCCUUUGUCGCCUGCCUUCGUUCAAGCAGGCUUACCAGUUUCUUCACUAGAUUCUGUUGGCCAAUCAGUGCAAUCAGUAAUGUGUGACAAUGUUGUUAUUAAGGUGAAUGACAUUAUGAUGACUCAGACUGUAUCUGGUGAUGCCGGCUUUUUGAAAAUCACUGUUAUUGUCCAGUUUUUGAAACAGGUAUUUUUUGUAUGCCAUGUUAUGGUCAUGGAAGCUUUUGACACAAAUUUGAACUGUUUUGUUUUGAGGGCGACAAACCAUGAGUUAGUUGUGUCUAAAAAGAAAUUCUUGCUGUCUUGGCCUCUCUAUGUAUACAAGCACGACAGUGUUUUUUAUUGUUUGCCUCGGUAUUAUUCUUCCUUGCCGUAACUGUUGACCUGCCAUUUUUUAGCCAGGAUAACACUUUGUACUUAGCUGUCGUUUGGCUCUUCCAUCACCUGCUGUAGCUUGCAAGUACCCAUGAUUUUGUUAAGUGCAUUCAUAUAAGUUACUAGCAUAAAAUGUGUUUACGUUUCUAAUCAUUCUAGAAAAUGUCGCACCACAUUUUAGCUGUGAUUAUCUCGUUUAGUUUAAGUAACACAUUUUUAGCCUAAAUAAAAUUUGAAAUUUCAGCAGUGGCAAGCUUUUUCUAUAGCAUUCAUUUAAUAAGGGAUAUAGGAAUGACUGCUCAUGAAAGUAUUUCUGUUGUCAAACGUCCCUUUUAACAUUUUCUUAGGUGUUUUGUCUAAAUGAAAUAAAAUUUAUUACUAUGAACUUUUAUUUCUUUUAAUACUUGGUGUCAUUCAUUGUGUACAUUAUUCCAUCCAUAGGAAGCCACCAAGCAGACUUGUCGGAAGUGGGAUAAAAACUUUCUUCCCUCUUUCUCUGCAUACUUAAAUCCACUGCUCCAUGGCCAAGAAAUGCUUACUAUGGCACGCCGCCGCAUGACAGCACAGCUAAGAGAUGAGGUCAUUGAAUUCCUUGAGUGAGUAAAAUUUGCAUGGUCAUAUCCUGUGAGGCAUAUUCAUAAUUAGGACUCUCCCUGAGCAUUACGCAAAUUCUCUUUCAGAAAGAACAACUUGAUUAAAAGUUCUAACUCUGCUGUCAGAAGGUGGAACUACUGUGCCUUUGCAGAAGCUCUAAGUGACGCCUAUCCACGAAUGGUAUGGGAAACAAAAGGAACUGCAGCAGUUCAGCAGCUUGGAUGGGUGAGCUUGGUUAAAUCAUUCCUUAUGGUUGGAAUGAAAAAGCUUUGGUGGGCCAUUUGAUUGAAACAUCUGCUUGAUCACAAAAGCUUGCAUGAAGCAUAGGAGAGGAUCAAUUUAAUGUUGCGGCGGCUGUAUCUCGUUCACCAUAAGUUGGCCAUAGUUUUGCUACUUUUGCUACAGUGAGCACCAAGUAUAUUAAAAACCCCAUUUCCGGCUUGUAACCAUAGGAAAUAUACUUUGUUUUGUGGUAUUUGUAGAAAUCUGGCAGAUUUGUGGCUUUUUUAGGUUCGUAUUUAUUACUUGUCCACUUGCAGAGGGAGUUUAUGCAUUCAGUCAGCAGCACAAGAAAGACAAGAAAAUUGCGAAUGAAAUCCCUUUUGACGCUGACCUCAAACACUUCUGAACAAUCAAUUGAUAUCUCGUGCGAUGAAGCACAGCGUGAGUUGAAGGUGAGGGUCGCAGUUUUUAGUCAGCCUUGCAGGCCAUUUUUAUUUGAUGCGACAAAAGGCUUCCCAUUUUAUAUUAACACUCAGCACUGCAGAUAUGUCACUGUUCCACACGUAUAUUUGCUUGUCUUGCAUGUCAUUAAUUAAAUAAUGUGACCUAAUGAACAGGCAGUUGUUACAUAGCCCUUAUCUAAUAUGGCUUAUUGGUGCACAGGCGAUUUCAGAAAAUGUGACAGACCCAGAAAGAAUUGAUCUCUCCAGAAUGAACAUGUUGCUGCAUGCAACCAUUGAAGUACGGAAGAAAAAUCCAGUCGAGGAACUCCCUGUAUACUUUUUGAAUGCAGCUGUGGUAAGCGUAUUUACAUAAACGAGUAACAUUUUGCAUGAAUGCCUUCACAUUUUUUCAAUCUGUUUUGCCUGUUGAAGUGGCUAUUGAACGAAAAUUUUUACGUUGAAUUCUUAUUAGGCUUUCCAAAAACAGCACGCCGCACGCUUGUCUGCAUUUUGUUUGCAAUGCAGACAAGUAUUUGCAGACAGGUUUGAGAGCAGACAUUCUUAGUACAUAGUACUUUUGCAAGCACAGUGCAUAAAAACUACAAGGAAGGAAACAGCACCAGAACAGACUAAAUCCUAAUGAUUCAGACUAUUUUGCAGUAAGCAAGAAAGUAAGAAAAUGAAUUGAAAGGAACAUGUUUUUGUAAAAAUAUAGAUUGUGUUGGAAAAAAAAGGGGCGCCUGAGACAUUUCAUUACAAAGAAUAAAAGCCUCAUCAUUACAAAAGCACUUUGAAAAGUUCAAAUGUGCCCAAAACAAACCAACGUGAUUCAAAAAACGUACUGAGUGUUUGUUUAGACUACUUUUAGAAAAAGGCUAUGGGCUUAGCGAAUGUGGCAUUUGAAUGAUUGCGUAUACUGUCUUUUUAGCUUGGCAUGGAGGCUGAAGUUAGGUUUGGGGCAUCACUGCACGCUAUGGAAAGUGAGCUUCAUAAAAUCCGGGAAAAACUCAACAUGGACAGCUUUGUUGAUAUUGACUGCUAUCUGCGUCCUAAAAAAGCAGAAUUUGCUUUAAUAUCUGUGGUGAGUACCUAGGAGGAGACAUAAGCAACGUUAAUUCAUUGCAUUCAGGUGCCUAAUCCUUUCCGUAAUUAAAGUUUCUAAUCAUUAAAACACAUUAAAAUGACUUUGACACAUUAAAAGUACACAUUAAAAGGACUUUGACACCGAUAAGUUUCAUACUGAUAUUAGCUUAAAUAUUUUAAAACACCUUAAGGUAAACAGCCCUUUGCAGUACAUUAAGUGUUAUGGCAUAUGCAGCCUGCAAGAAAUGCAGUAAAUUUGACCUAAAUAACGAAUGCAUAACAAGUAACCUCCUUAGUCCUACUUUUUUCGCACAUUUUUUUGCAUGACCGAAUAUAUUUUAUUAUUUAAAGGGGUAAACGUUUAGAAAGGGCUCAAAACUGUGCUUGUUUAUAUUAAUGUGAAAAUGCUAAAAAACUUGCAUGAUAAUGAUGUACAUAGAGGUGAACUAAAUAAACUUUUCUUUAGGACCCACAUGAUGCCAGCAAGCUCCUUCCAGGGCCAUGUGUUGUCAUGGAACCGGGAGCCGAAAGAAUCUUAUGCAAGCAACAGACAGUUCAUCUUGUGCCUGGAUGUUCCGUUGAGCAUGCAUUAAUCCUAUGCUUGACUAUAUAUUUCGUACUAGAUGUCUCCUAUCCACAUGCAUUCGGACAGACCUUAGGGUUGCUACAAAGCAUACUGUUAAAGAGUGAAACAUUUCAGGAGUGCUUCAUGUCCCAAAAGCUGAAAGGUUUGUUGAAGCAGCUGAAAAGCUACCUGACAAAGACAAGGUAGAAGGCUAGCCAGGCUGCAAACUGAAUAUGUAGCUAGCUGACUGCUUCAGACAAGCUCUCUUAAUGUUUUUUAUGUUGCUUGGGUGAUAUGAGCAGCCAGUGCAUGCUGCUCAUUUGUAUUGGCAAUUGACAAAUCUGUAUAAGUAAAAACUCAUUGAACUGAAUACUAUAUGCCAAUACUUGAUUUACUUCUUGUUUAUUGUGGUUUUCCUGUUUAUUCCAACUGUCUUGAUGUUCUUGCUACACAGACUUCUGUAUAGUUGUGUACUAAUGUUUAUUCUUUAAGCUGGCCUUGUAUUAUAUAAAUAGUUGUUUGCACAUAACCGUGCUGCAGAAAGUGUUCUGUGGAAUAAAGUGUUCAAAAGUGUUUUCCAUCCUUGUUUACUUAUUCAGUACUGUCAGCCAGAAUAUCAGGCUUCGUUAGUACUGUACCUCUGUAAGUAGCAUUUCAUAAGGUUGAGUGCAUUCAGAAAUAGAAUUCAGCCUUCAGAUCAUGCCCACGUAAAGCAUUGGCGUCAGCUAUCGCGAUUGUAGUCUCACAGAUUGUGUAGCACUGCAAUUUCAUUUAAUAUGACAUGCAUCUACAAUAAAUCUUAGGCAUGACACCCGAAUGCAAAUGCUGCAGCCUUUACUGCGGCCAUUCUCAAGACUUCACAAAUUCUUUCAUUCAUUAUAUUGAGCACUCACUGAUAGCAUGGCUGUUUCCGUGCACAUGCACCUAAAAAUUUAUGUUGCCAUUUUUAGGCGCAAUGAAUAAAUGGGUGACUUACUGAUUGGUCAUCUCAUGCCACCAGCUUAUGUAGACCACAUUUGGCGUCAUUCACAUGUCUGGUAUAACUAAACUGAUAUGACAUUUAAAUUAGACAAGUCAGCAUUGACUACUAUAAAUUUGUUGUAUAGCUGAACUGUCAACUUCAAGACAAUUUUUAUUAUAAUAUAAAGGCAUUGCUUUAUAAAACAGUUGUUGCUUUACUGCAACGCUGCCCAGAUAUGUUUUCAUGAAACAAUUACAGGUAAAAUUAUAGAAAAUGUGUGCGAAACGUUCCAAACAGUAUGUGGAACAGUGCUAUGCAUAUCACUAAUGGAAUUACUGGAGCUAUGAUCCAGCUAAUAAACAAGUGGAACGCUGCUGCGCAUAGAACCCAAUAAAAAUAACCAAAACACUGUUCCAUAUAUUUUAUCUGGGGCGCAAGUUACA
Messenger RNA from Dermacentor silvarum, 8906 nucleotides. RefSeq lists its product as uncharacterized. The coding region runs from base 2059 to 4596 and encodes 845 amino acids. NCBI's taxonomy places the organism in Eukaryota, Metazoa, Arthropoda, Arachnida, Ixodida, Ixodidae. The record is from RefSeq and is a predicted model, not a curated record. The transcript is spliced from 3 exons.